Molecule: messenger RNA, 4887 nt
Organism: Amoebophrya sp. A120
Lineage: Eukaryota; Dinophyceae; Syndiniales; Amoebophryaceae
Source: the annotation of a GenBank genome assembly
CCUUAGAUACCUCAUAUCUGACCACCAUAACAGAGAAAGAUCAAGAUGCCUCAAGUAGUAGCAUCCUCGUGAUCAUUGAUUUUACUAGUAAGGGGACUAGAUUAAGAUUCUCUUCCUCUUUUCGGAAAAAAGUCGGUGUUUUUGUUUUAUUUCCUUAGAUGAUUACCUUUUUUUGUCGCAUUCAUCGCAGGUCGCAACACUCUGGAGAAAACUGGUCGAUCAACGGCCAGAAUCGAGCAGGCACCACGUUCAGCUGAUUGCAUGAUGAUGUAACAAAUGGAGUAAUUGUCGUAUAGUACACGAACGAAUACAACCCAGAGCAAACUCGCGUCUGGGAAUGAACCCGAUGAGAAGAGCGUGAAGCAGACAAGUGAUAGUGUCGUUAGAGGAUACUGGCCAAAAAUCUUCAUGCAGUCGCGUCAGCACCAUGCAAGCGGGUGGUCGCUCGCGUGACGGCUAGCUGGACGCGGAAGAAGCGUGGCACUUGCAGCUGCCGGCAACUCGGUACAAAAAGCAUAAAUCUUCGGGGAGAGGAGCUCCCGCUGGAGGGCGACAGAAGAUGGCGCAAAUCUUCAAUCGCGGCGGCAGCAACGUGAACUUUGAGCGCAUUCCUAUUUUGAACUACCUGAAGCUGCGCCCGGAGGUAUCCUGAACAAGAUUUUCACCAUCACCCUCAAUUGUUGGUCAUUGCGGAUAUGCAUGCAAAACGUGCGCGUCGUUACAUUCAUUACAAACCGGGGGUGAUGGUGAUUUAGAUUUUGUCGAGGAUAAGAUGCCGAAGUUCCCGUCUACACCGCCCCAGAGCAUUUCAUGAACUUAGCUUGCUGGUACCUGAAGCAAGGACAAGCACCGGGGAAAGCUCUGAAAGCGGUGGAAAAUGCGGUAUGUAUCAUUUAAGUGUAAGUUCAAGUGUUAAGGAGAGUACUUUACUUUGUCAUUUCCACUACAAAGCUUCGCGAAGUGGACUGAGGACCGAUACUUAGAGAUGUAGGGAACUACGUCCGUCCUCCUUCUUAUGCCGAGUAAGAACGUUCGCGCAACAUAGUUGCUCAGCGUCUCACUCUGCAAAGAAAAACAAAUCCGCACAUGCAAGCGAAAGUUGCUUAUUCGGGUCUGUGCGUUGUCGGUUUUGCUUUGUGUGUCUAAUUCCAGAAGAAGAAAUCGUACUUGUAAAACUAAUCUAACCACAAACUUGUACUAGGUCGAGUCUGCGGAUAGGUUAGCAGAAAAGGAUCCAGCGGUGCACCUGGUUGCGCAGUGCAAGGCUCGGGUCCUUUUGUGCGCGAUCUUAAGCCCCCAGAACCGGCACGAUGAGGCGUUUGAGUCCGUGUACGAAGCGAAUCGCUUCCUGGACCUGUUUUGGGAAUACGAGCAGGACACCGUUCUGAAUCAUUCGUUCUGGCGCGAGUUCGGGAAAGUGAAGUACCAAGUGCUGCGCUGUCUCUGCGUGGAGGCGGAGUUCCUGCGGCUCCCGGACGACGUUUUGACGUCGCUGCAGACCCAGCGAGACCGGUUCUUCCAAGAGAAUGGGCACGACUUGGUACCCGCGGAUCCCAUCGACGCCGAGGAGUACGCCCAAAUAAAAGCGGAGGUCGAGUCCUUGAGCCCCGGCGGCAGUCCGGAAGAGAAGCAGUUGGCGCUCCUCCCGCUGAUGACGGGCGCUGCUGGAAGCCGUUCCGCGUCGGCAUCGCCGCGGAUGAGCGGCAGGCACUCGUCCGGAGGUGAUCCGGCGAUUCCGCGUCUUUCCUCGGCCAAGAACCGCGGACAGGUGUCGCAAGCAGAGCUGAACUUGAGCGGGGAACAGAUCUACCACCGGGCCGAGGAUAAACUGAAGAAGCUCACCGGGACGACCGCGGCCAGAGCCACGGUUGGGGUAGUUUCCGUGGGCAGCAGCGCUGGUUCUACUUCUCCAGCGUCACCUCCGCAGACAAAGGACGUGAAGGUCCAGGGGUUGUAUCCGGGGCGGCGCGUUCCCGAGGAAGACCUGGACCACAUUAUGCGGGGGUGGCAAAGGAAGAAAAGCACGAGCUCGUCGGCGAAGAGCAGCAAGCGCAUGAAGUCCGACCCUGGGAACCACGGCGCCCUCGGACCAUCGCCCAGGAUGGCCGAUGCUUUUCUCGAUUUCAAGGUGCAGCUACGUCUUUGUCAAUAUCAAUGAAUCUUCAUCUCAUGUUUCUUUCAUGUGUUGUGUGCUCCUGCUGGAUGAGAUAAGUUUUAAGUAUCUAUCAAAUAAAGCGAAUUAUAAUUCAUCGCAGUUCCAUGUUGCAAAAGCACAAAGAAACUAACGUCACUGGUAAUUGCGCAACAUCAUGAAAAAAGAUUUCACCGAACAACGUCACACAGAACAAUGCUGCGCGGCAAGAUGCGGACACGGAGAAUCCAAAAGUGCGCGCGUGGCAGCUCGCAAGUGGUGUGCGACGCGACUACAAGCGAUGGACACUGGACUCGAAGAAGAAGCACCUCGUGACCGUGAUCGAGGAACGCUUACUCGGGGAAGAAGUUUGUUACCAAGACCGAGUCUACUACUCGAAGGAGGGCCUUUAUCAAUGGGAAAAUUAUAAUCUAUUCACCGCGAGGACGGUUGUUCUCUUGCACGCUGCCAAUUUGAUGCAUUUUCUGUCACAAGAAAAGAAAAAGAUUCGGAUAUUCACAUUCAGUCCAGCAGAAGAUGAAGAAGUGCCACUGCUGUGUCGCAUGUUCCCCUGAUUGCCCAUAUUACUUAUUUCAUGCGACAACUUCAGCGUUUACGUGUAGUUGCUGUUGAUCUUGAUGAAAUCGAAAUAGUUUUUUUUUCCCUUGGAUACAGGGGCGUCGAUGAAACGGCGGAAACAGGUACCGGGUUCCCGGAGGCGAGAUUUGAAGGUGCAGCAAGACCUGUCGAAGGUGACGGGCCAGAAGCUAGGCGUGAAGGAACUUCAGUGGACGCUGCAACACCUGCACCGCCUCGUAGAGUUCAACGGACUAGAGACGGAUAUCAACCGGCGCAAGGCGCUUGCGGCCAUGCGGAGUAAAAACGCCGAUCUGGACCUCGGAACCCUGCGGGCGGAAAUGACAAAGGCUGAGGACAUGUACCACAAGUUUGCCAAAUUCUCGCAGAAAUCCCACGCAGCCGAGCUUUCCGAUUCCAGCGAGAGUGGGGCAGACGCCGUAGUCGUUUAAGCCUGCAGCAGCGACUGUAGAAUGCAGAAUGGUAUUCAGUUGUCGUCUCUCGUCAGCAACGUGCGUUCCUGGUCCCGCCUGUGGCUGGUUCUUUUGGUUUAGCAUGAAGAUGAUGACUACUGAUUUCUUCCCGAAGGAAUAGUAAAUAUGGCAUUAUAUUGAUGUGUGUGGUUGUGGGUCCACCAGGAAAGACGGGGCACAUACGUCGAGAUAGCCGCCGACAUGUGGCUACAACUUCGUUGAUAUUGCCACAUGAUCACUCUGAUGACUUGAUACCAUUCUCCAAACUACGAAGUUGCGCCUCGAACUCGUAUAUGGAUUGUAAAAAUGUCUGGGUCUGGAAGAUUCUGAUACCCGUCCUGCACGUUUUGCAUGAGCCGUGAUGUCGGUGAUGCAUGCCCUAGCAUCACAGAUUUUUUGAGGGCCACUUGAUGCUUAUUCUGCAUGAUAAAUGCCCUUUCCGCGUAGCGCAAAUUGCGUUCUCUUUGCUGCUCAUGCAAUACAGAUUUUUUUGGAAUCCAAGUUCAGCAUCACAAGUUUCAUUCUUCCAGACCCAGACAUUUUUGCAGUUGAUAUUGUACCGGGGGCGCCACCGGACCACCCGCCUGGACCGAGUGUCUCUUCUUACGCGAUGUAACUGACUUUGCAGCAGAGUGGUUUUGGUUUUAGAGGUGGUCUGGUCCUCAAGAAAUUCCAGCUACAGUUUGAUGCUAUUUUGCAUUCAUGUUCGUCUGUCCACUCAUGUAUAAGGACCGACUGAUAUUAAUCAUCAGUCACAAAAUGAAAAUACUCUCAUUUUUUUUUCAGAUGAAAACAUGAGAACGAUAACCAUCUUCGUCUAGUACGAGAGCACGACAGAAUUUUUGCGUCCUCAUUCAUGCAUGGCAACUAGCAAGACCAUCGUGACUUGGAAUUUUCGACAGCACUUCCGAAAUCGCUGCGUAGGCAAAGUCACUCAUAUCUUCACCAUACCCGUUAAUCCGUCGCACCCACGAGUGCGCUCGUCAACCGCUGAGGCAUUGAGGAGAUCUCGGAAGAAAUACAUACUAGUUAGAGUUUGUCCGAAAAAAAGAAGAACGAAGAAUGGUUCAACGACUUAUAGACGCUGGCCAAGCGCAAAGAGUUACAUUAUUUAACCUAAAUUAAAAGAUACGCGUUAUGUAUCACAUGAUCAACUGCUCUCGCAGCAAGGCCGCGUUCAGAGACUGCCUGAAACUAGGUUGUCAGGAAAGAAGAAGUCUACUUUCAGCACUACCCACAUGUAUUUUUCCCAUUCAACAUCACGGACUGUCGACUCCGACCCGGGCUGUGUAAAUAAGUUGACACCUGGUUCUUGAAGUAGCACGCAUGAAUCCCCAGUAGAGAUAGCUUGUAAAUUGUAUAUUCUUGAUGGGCCCUACGCAAAAAUACAAAAUAAAGACUGUACCACCGAUAAUAUAAAAGAUAAGCUGUGCAUCAACUUCCUGUUGCCCGUACCGAUCACGUAUUGUAUGGCUUCUACAGCUGCGGCUGCGUGCUUCAGCCUCUUCGUACUUAACAGCUGCUUCUGCGAUUUUCGUGCCAAAAAUACAAGACCUUUCUUGAUAUGGCUCCGCAUACAGUUGUCCUCCCUAGAGACAAACAAACAGCUUGCGCGGCUCCCUAUGGAAUGCCUCGUCGCACUCAAGGGGAGUAGAGGAAUACCUCUUCCGAUCAUUUAUCCCUUUCUGACCCUACGAGGAGCAGGGC